UCCCUUGUUAUAUCUCGCCUUGACUAUUGUAACUCCCUCCUCAUUGGCCGACGACCUCAUCGCAGGCUAUCCCCUCUUCAGUCUAUCAUGAAUACUGCUGCCAGACUCAUCCACCUUACUAACCGUUCUGUAUCUGCCACCCCUCUCUGCCAAUCCCUCCACUGGCUUCCACUCAGUGUCCUCCAUCCCUCUCUGCCAAUCCCUCCACUGGUCUCCACUCAGUGUCCUCCAUCCCUCUCUGUAAAUCCCUCCACUGGUCUCCACUCAGUGUCCUCCACCCCUCUCUGCCAAUCCCUCCACUGGCCUCCACUCAGUGUCCUCCACCCCUCUCUGCCAAUCCUUCCACUGGCCUCCUCUCAGUGUCCUCCUCCCCUCUCUGCCAAUCCCUCCACUGGCCUCCACUCAGUGUCCUCCACCCCUCUCUGCCAAUCCCUCCACUGGCUUCCACUCAGUGUCCUCCAUCCUUCUCUGCCAAUCCUUCCACUGGCCUCCACUCAGUGUCCUCCAUCCCUCUCUGCCAAUCCCUCCACUGCCUUCCAGUCAGUGUCCUCCAUCCCUCUCUGCCAAUCCCUCCACUGGCCUCCACUCAGUGUCCUCCACCCCUUUCUGCCAAUCCCUCCACUGGUCUCCACUCAGUGUCCUCCACCCCUUUCUGCCAAUCCCUCCAACUGAUAAAAUUCAAAACACUAACAUCAUUCACUCCCCUAUUAUAUCAUGACUUGACUACUGUAACUCCCUCCUCAUCGGCUUACCUCACCAUAGGAUAUCCCCGCUCCAGUCUAUCCUGAAUACUGCGGCCAGACUCAUCCACCUUACUAACCUCUCUGUAUUCGCCACCUCCCUCUGCCAAUCCCUCCACUGGCUUCCGAUUGCCCAAC
Molecule: messenger RNA, 878 nt
Organism: Staurois parvus
Lineage: Eukaryota; Metazoa; Chordata; Amphibia; Anura; Ranidae
Source: the annotation of a GenBank genome assembly